AUGGACACAUGGGGGACGAGUGGGCAACCUGUGCGAGACUUCACACUAUACAGCGGCACCCUCGGCACCGCUUUCUUGCUUUUCAAGGCAUAUGAGGUGACUGAGAACAAAGCUGAUAUGCUCCUCCGUUUGGAGAUCGUUAAGGCUUGCGAUUAUGCUUCCAGGUCAAACUCGUCCGAUCACCCUGAUGAGUUCUUGUAUGGAAGAAGUGGAUUCCUGUGGGCUUGUUCCUUCAUCAACAAGCAUAUUGGCGACGGGACAAUUCCCAAAACAAAGAUGCUUGCAGUUGCGGAUGAAAUUAUGAAGAAUGGGAGGGUGAUGGCCAAGGAAGGGGGUCCGCCAUUGAUGUUUGAAUGGUAUGGGGAGAGGUAUUGCGGUGCUGCACAUGGUCUUGCAGGUAUUAUGCAUGGCUUGAUGGAUGUAGAACUCGCGCCAGAUCAGGUUAAUGAUGUUAAGAGGACCUUGUAUUACAUGAUCAAGAAUCGAUUUUUGAGUGGAAACUAG
This is a messenger RNA of Linum tenue, 504 nucleotides long. Lineage: Eukaryota; Viridiplantae; Streptophyta; Magnoliopsida; Malpighiales; Linaceae. The record is from the annotation of a GenBank genome assembly.